Messenger RNA from Penicillium soppii, 1443 nucleotides. RefSeq names its product putative C6 transcription factor. NCBI's taxonomy places the organism in Eukaryota, Fungi, Ascomycota, Eurotiomycetes, Eurotiales, Aspergillaceae. The transcript has a single exon. Gene Ontology annotation, biological process: positive regulation of transcription by RNA polymerase II. The record is from RefSeq and is a predicted model, not a curated record. The coding region runs from base 1 to 1443 and encodes 480 amino acids. Gene Ontology annotation, molecular function: transcription cis-regulatory region binding; DNA-binding transcription factor activity. Gene Ontology annotation, cellular component: nucleus.
AUGGAAGAAGUGCCAAUAAUGGAGAGAAUUGAACCCUUCACUCCGCUUAUCGAGGAAGAAGCCUUCUUAUCGCCGGGAACAUUCUCCAGCGCAGACGAGUAUGCCGCAAACCCCAGAUUCCUUGAGCUGCAAGAAGAACUUCGUUGCGUCCUCUUUUCCGCAGUCGCAAGUCUCGAGCCAACAGCCUACACAUCACCAGCGCCUCUAGAACCAGAACUUCCUCAAAGAAGAGCCUCACGCCAAAGUCUAGAUUUUACGCGAGUGAUAUCAAUCCCUAAAAUCAGACUAAUUUUCUACCUCAAGAAUUGGAUCACAGAAUGUGCCCCAUAUCUCGAUAAAUUCGAUGAAGCGCGCCAUUUCGGCGUUCACAUUCCCAUUCUGGCACAAGGUUCGCCAGCUCUUUUCUACGCCAUUCUCGCAUUCUCAGCCCGCCAGACAGAGCGCAAAGCCUGUCUCGACAAGGCAUAUGACAGUCUUGAGCUGUAUCAAGAGUCCAUUAGACUCCUAGCACCGUGCCUCCAAGCCAAAGACCCAAAUGUUCUCGUCACAGUAUGCAUUCUCGCCGUGAUGGAACUAAUGUCCGUAAGCCCGCGCGACUGGCGACGACACGUCGAAGGCUGCGCUGCGCUCUUUGACUCCUUCAAUGUAAACGGGCUCUCUGGGGGGCAUCUCCAAGCUGUUUUUUGGUGCUAUGCGCGCAUGGAAUUGUGCGGAGCGAUCAUCUCUAACGGUGCCGAGAGCACUGUCCUCCCAUUGGAGAAAUGGGUUCCAGCGAUGCCGCACGCUGGGUCAAAAGAGAAGGAGGAAGAUAUGAUCCGUGAUCUGUUUUGCGACAAUGGCCGCGCAUCUGCGGAUAUGCAUGCGAACUGGGCUGUUUACCUGUGCGCGAAAGCGUGCGACCUCUCUUGUCGACGGACGCGUUACUUGGAGCUCGGCGAGACGACCGGUGAUUCACGACCGUUCUCUGAGCAGUGGAAUCGGCUCUGGGAUGAGUUGCAGUACUGGAUUGAGACGCGACCGCCUGCUAUGCUGCCAAUUAAGACUACGGGGAUGGGGAGUGGGCAAAUAUUCCCGGAGAUUUUGUUUGCGCACUGGGCUGCUAUUUCUGGCAAUCAGUUGUAUCAUGCGGCGUCGAUAAUGAUGUUGGAUAUGAGGCCUGUGGAGCGGGGGCCGCCGGCUGCUAAGCCGCAUUUCUCGGCUAUUUGGCAUGCUCGUCGCGUUUGUGGGAUCUCGCUGACAAAUCCUCAUUCUGGAAAUUUGAUCAAUGCUAUUCAGCCGCUUUAUAUUGCAGGGAAGUUGCUCAGUCAUCACAGUGAGCAUGUCGAAGUCGCGAAGUUGUUCAAGAUUAUUGAGCGCACGACUGGGUGGGGUGCUUUGUGGCGACUCAAGGAUCUUGAGCGUGCCUGGGGGUAUGAGCCGGGAGAGAUUCUAGGUGUGAUUUGA